GUCUUCUAACUUUCUAAGUGAAUAAUAUUUCCCGCCCCCUUUUCCUUUACCAUCACCAUUUGCCGCCAACAUUCUCCCCUCUCUCUCUCCAAUUUCCAUUGUUGGUGAAUGGUGAAGCUAUGAACUCAAGAGAUGCAACUUUGAUCUCAUCAGCUACUUUAAUCGGUGCUGUUGCGUCUGCCAUUGUUAUCCGCUUUUUCUUCAACAACAACCCUAAGCCGCGGCACCGCCAUAAAUCUUCCUCCAAAUCCCCUAAUUCAAACGGACACACACUUUCUUCUCCUCCUCCUUCUCCUUUCGAUCCUUCCAAGCGCCAAGGGUACUUAUCUUGGGAUGAUUAUUUUAUGGCCAUUGCUUUCCUUUCUGCUCAGCGCUCCAAAGACCCGAAUCGUCAGGUUGGUGCUUGCUUGGUUAGCCAAAAUGGUGUAAUACUUGGCAUUGGCUAUAAUGGAUUUCCACGAGGUUGUUCUGAUGACAAGCUUCCAUGGGCAAAGAAGUCGAAAAGUGAAGAUCCUUUGGAGACUAAGUAUCCGUAUGUUUGUCACGCUGAAGUGAAUGCAAUUCUCAACACAAACCAUGCAUCUGCUGCAGGACAGAAACUUUAUGUUACGAUGUUCCCAUGCAACGAAUGUGCUAAAAUAAUUAUUCAGUCAGGUGUUUCUGAAGUUAUCUACUUUGUGGAGAAGAGGCUUCCAAAUUCAGACAAAUGUUACAUUGCUUCUCACAAACUACUGUCAAUGGCUGGUGUAAAGGUCAGGAAACAUCAGCCACAGAUGGACCAGAUCAACAUCAAAUUUGAAGAACCCUAAGCAGUUGUUUGAUGUUGUUGCUGGUUUUGUAACUUGUUCUUGUACCUUUUUUAAAGUAGUGUGUCAAUGUUACGACUAGUGCUAGUCAGCUCGCAAGAGAUUGCCUGCUUUUUAAUCUCCCUGACUACUUCCACCAAACUUUUACUUCUAAUUAGACUACUUGAAAUUGUUAUCUUCGGAAAUCUACAUAUAAGUACAAAUUCAGCUUUUUCACAUGUCA
Messenger RNA from Spinacia oleracea (spinach), 1029 nucleotides. RefSeq lists its product as uncharacterized. Gene Ontology annotation, cellular component: cytoplasm. Gene Ontology annotation, molecular function: dCMP deaminase activity; zinc ion binding. The coding region runs from base 120 to 809 and encodes 229 amino acids. The transcript has 9 exons. NCBI's taxonomy places the organism in Eukaryota, Viridiplantae, Streptophyta, Magnoliopsida, Caryophyllales, Amaranthaceae. The record is from RefSeq and is a predicted model, not a curated record.